This is a messenger RNA of Anarrhichthys ocellatus (wolf-eel), 711 nucleotides long. RefSeq names its product guanine nucleotide-binding protein G(I)/G(S)/G(O) subunit gamma-7-like. Lineage: Eukaryota; Metazoa; Chordata; Actinopteri; Perciformes; Anarhichadidae. Gene Ontology annotation, biological process: G protein-coupled receptor signaling pathway. Gene Ontology annotation, cellular component: heterotrimeric G-protein complex. Bases 124 to 342 code for a protein of 72 amino acids. Gene Ontology annotation, molecular function: G-protein beta-subunit binding. The transcript is spliced from 2 exons. The record is from RefSeq and is a predicted model, not a curated record.
UCUCAGACUCCUGCACAAACACGAGCUGACUCUCUGGGAUUUGGGUAAAUAACUGCUGCUCCAAAUCAUUUUCCUGCUGCUCCAGAUAGCAGUUUUUUUUGUUGAGUCUUUAUACUGAAGGCAAUGUCAGGAAAGAUGUGCAGCAGCAACAGUGUUAUUCAGGCUCAAAAACUGGUGGAUCAACUUCGGGUGGAGGCGAGCACGGAGAGAAUAAAGAUCUCCCUGACUGCAGCAGACUUGGUCCGGUACUGUCAGGAGCACAGGCGCCAGGACCCUCUGCUCACCGGCAUCGCUGCCUCGUCCAAUCCUUUCAAAGAUAAGAAGAGCUGUGUGCUGCUCUGACAGUCCUGAAGAGCCGAGCACACACGGACCACUCCUGCCUGAGUACAGACACGGAUUCUCUCCUGUCAAACGUGGACAAUAUAAACCUUCUAGAGCGGCAAUUCAUCGUCUACCUACCACUGAGAUAGUGCCAACAAUUACACUUUUUUUUUUCCUACAUCUACUUUAAAGACAGCUCCCGGCAUAGGUGAGGAAUAACUUAAUUGUUUUGCAUUACAAAAUCAAUUAAGGUUUGAUUUCAACCUUCCAAUAGUAAGGCAUUACAUUGACUAAGGACUCAAGUAAACAAUUUGUAGUAUUAAUAGCAGCUUUAUCCAAACAUUGAGCACAGACCUGUUCAAUCAUGACUCCCCUCGGGGCAGUGAACAC